CACCGGGCCUCAAAAGCAAGCAGGACUAGCAACAAAACAACAGAAGGCACCGAGCAAGAGAAUCGAGCAACAAAUCUGACGCAAAUAUGGGCGGUCCAAAGGUCCUCCUCCACUUCCUCCUGGUGCUUGCCGUGCUUAAACACUACGGCUGCCAUCUUGGCGGUCUGGGGCCCCCCUCCUGUCCGGCUCAGUGUGAAUGCAGCCCCUCCACCUGGAGCACCGGGGUGUCCUGUACCCAGGGAAACCUCUCUCAAUUCCCCGUAGACGGACUGCCCAACAGCACCACCAGACUGUCCAUCCAGUCCACCAACCUCAGUGCCAUCACCGCUGAGGACCUGCGCGCCGCCCCAGGCCUGGUCUACCUUCAGCUGUACCACAGCAACCUGGAGACGCUGCCAGCCCACCUCCUCCAGGGCCUCCCUCACCUGACCACGCUGGACCUCACAGGGAACCGGCUCGCCUACCUGCAGCCCAACGCCCUUCACCACGCCCCGCUCCGCAACGUCAUCCUCAAGAACAACCUGAUCCACGCGGCCCAUCCCGACUGGUUUCCCCCCAACAGCAGCGUGACCUUCUUGGACCUCUCAGGCAACCGCCUGACGGAGGUCAAUUCAUCCCUUUUUCGGAACCUGCCCGCCCUGAGGAACCUGGACCUCAGUGAUAACAAUCUACGAGGACUGGGGGCGGAAGCGCUGAGGCCUCUGCACCGACUGGUGUCGCUCAACCUCGUCGGUAAUAAAAUAAGCAGCCUCACGGCCGCCACUUUUGCCAGCACCCCUCAACUCACGCGACUGUACCUCCAGCAGAACCUGUUGCAGGAGCUCGACCCAGAUCUGUUCCAGAGCCUCCAACGUCUGGAGCUCCUGUUGCUCGAUCAGAACCGCCUGCAGAGCCUUCCCUUCGGCCUGCUGGGGAACUUGUCUUCCCCUGAGGAGAAGUGGGGUAGGCUGGUGAAGGUGUUCCUCACGGGGAACCCCUGGGUGUGUGAUGAGGGCCUAGAGUACCUGUGGAGGUGGGUCACCACCUUCCCCCAGAAGGUUGGCUUUGCGUCGGACAUGCAGUGCGCUUUCCCCAAGGCUUUGGAGAAUAGAACAAUCGUGUCUAUCAAAGAGGAAGAGCUGGGGCUUGGCUUGAAUGUUACUCAUAAUCUCUGAAGUCUAACCAAUUCGGUUUUUCAUGAAAUUACUUAAAUGUGAAUUAAAGUAUUAUUUUGUGCCCAAUAGUGAUGGCCAAGCAGUAUUUCACCUGUUGUUUCUUACUGGAUAGACGGAAUGCUAACGCAUUACAUAGUGUUGCUUUGUUCUUGCCCUAUAGCGGUUUUAAUGAGGCUGCCCUGUUUUAACGAUGCUGUGGGAGUUUGUGUGUGGGCAGUAAAGAGCUGAACCUUUCCCUGCUGAAGUCACUUGUGCACGUUUACAUCACUAUCAUGGUGUCUGUUGCUCGGUCGCUACGCUACGCUCUCCCUUUCUCAUUGACGUAGUCUGGGUCUACUGUGCUCCAGCAGCCUCUGCGCUCAAAAAGCCUUGCUCACUUUGAGUGCAACAUAUAUAUAUAUAUCGGAUAUGGACGACUGUUAUAAAUAUGUAAAACACCUGAUUCAGUGCCUGUUACUUAAUUAAACCCUGUUGCUCCUCAGUGAGCAACGCUACUCUUGUGGACGUUUCUUUUGAGGCUCUCGGGAGGGUUCGAUCAUCAUCUCAGGUUAAAUGAUGGAAUAAUGCACUGAUGACAGCAUUAGUAGAGGACUUAUUUAAUUCCUUAUGUAAAUAAAUAAUACAUUGAUAUUUUGAUGUAAAAGAAUGGGCUUUAUCCAGCUAUAUCAUGUGAGCAAGGUAGGCUACAUUACCUACACUUGAAUGAACGCAUUGAGGAACAGCGUAUUUAAUUUAAAUGCAUUUAUUUUCUCAACAUACUGCCAUACAACUAUAGACCAUAUGCCUUUGGCAAAGUAUGAUUAAAAAAAGGGAAAGAAAUUACAACAAAUGUAGCUCCACGUGGAACUGAAAGGUGUGAUGUUUGUCUGCAUGAGAUUUGUGGCAUUAUUGACCUUGAUAUUGAGUUUAAAUAAAUCAUACCUCUAACAAACUGUUUUCUCCCCUUUUUCAC
Gadus chalcogrammus (walleye pollock) is the source of this 2106-nucleotide messenger RNA. RefSeq names its product leucine-rich alpha-2-glycoprotein-like. The record is from RefSeq and is a predicted model, not a curated record. The coding region runs from base 87 to 1154 and encodes 355 amino acids. Gene Ontology annotation, cellular component: extracellular matrix. The transcript has 2 exons. NCBI's taxonomy places the organism in Eukaryota, Metazoa, Chordata, Actinopteri, Gadiformes, Gadidae. Gene Ontology annotation, molecular function: protein binding.